Molecule: messenger RNA, 549 nt
Organism: Chionomys nivalis (European snow vole)
Lineage: Eukaryota; Metazoa; Chordata; Mammalia; Rodentia; Cricetidae
Gene: Ppp1r2c
Product: PPP1R2C family member C
Exons: 1
Coding region: 1-549 (182 amino acids)
Biological process (GO): regulation of signal transduction
Molecular function (GO): protein phosphatase inhibitor activity
Source: RefSeq, a predicted model, not a curated record
AUGGCAACCUCCACCACCUCACAUCGCCCCAUCAAGGGAAUACUCAAAAACAAAAGUUCAACAUCUUCAGUGGAGGAUUCCACCCAGCCAUCCGGAAGACCUGGCACCCAGGAGUUGCAGCGUAAGAAAUCACAGAAGUGGGACGAAUCCAACAUACUAGCAACUCAUUAUCCAUCCUACAAAGACUAUGACUUAAUGAAGAUGAACGAGCCCGGCAAUCCCUAUGCCAGUGUGCCACACGAUGGAGAAGACACCAUGAGUGAGGUUCAAGGAAAGGAAGCUGUAACCCCUGACACCUUAGCGGAGAAACUCGCAGCCAUUGACACCUUUGGAGGCAGCUAUCAGGGUGAGGAGCAAGAAAGCAGCGGUGCACAUACCAGCAAAUUCUUCCUGGACAAGCAAGAAAGGCAAAGACAAUUUGAACUGAAAAGAAAGCUACAUUACAACGAAGGACUGAACAUCAAAUUGGCCAGACAACUGAUUUCGGAGGAGCUACAGUCUGAAGUAGAGGAAGAUGAAAACCAACCACGUCUUCAUUCAGAUUUUUGA